CUUCUCGUCGCUGCCGGUCGCAUCAGGAUUGCGACUGAGGGCAUGCGCAUGCACCAUCGUUAGCCACCUUCCAUAGGAAGUGGCUCGAUGAGGCCGUUGCUUGUUCCUUGACAUGCACUCACCUCUAGCCACGUCCAACUGAAGUUUGUCGGCUUUCUCUCUUCCAACUUUGAACUUGGCACGCCCGACCACCGACAUCGUGUUAAGCGACUGCACGCGCCGCGCCAGCCAACAUGGCCAGAAAUGUGGUCACCAUCCCCGUCUGGAAUGACUCAGAUGGCCAGCAUGCGUCGAGCAAGGAUCGCUCUCGCAAUGAUGGCUACUUCGAAGAGCGCCUUGGAGAACUAUGGAUGAGAGAGCGCGGCCAAGCGCAACCAGGUGUUGUGUACAGAUUGGAUCGCAUGCCUGCCGGCUAUUCAGGGUGGGAGAAGCGACGAGGGGAUAGUAAACACGUCGAUCGAUAUAUCGCUGGCCAUCCGAGUGGAAAGGACUUUCGAUCGCUAAAUGAAGCGUGGCCUCACUUCCAACAUCUUAUCGCACACGGCAGUGCACAUGGGUGCCUGUGUGUGUUGUGCACGGGCGGCCGGAAGAAAACCAAGACGAAUAGAAGUGGCUCGCUCACAUCCGGUAGUUCUGGACUACAGUCGCGCCACUUUGGUCCUUCAUCGACGUCAGCAGUUGCCAAACCUGUUAAAGUCGCUGCACGAAAGACGCAGAAUACUUUCGACUCAGAUUCAGAGACACCACAACGCGGCAAGCAAGCUGACCCAGAAGGCAUUCCGGAUUAUUACCGUAUUCUUCUCGACAAAGUGAAGGCCGCUGGUCCCGACGGGAUCGUGCGUGAAAAUGUAAUCGAUCAACUAUCGCCGGACUGGCGAGCAGGCCAUCAGAUGCUACAGGGCAUGCUUGAAGAUUGGUCUCAGCAGCCCAGCUUCGUACCUAGAAUUGGGGAACUAGUACUAUUCAUCCGUUCCCUCGGCCAUGAAGACACCUUAGCAUGGGAUGCUAACUCGAAAUGCUUGCGGCCUCGGAACUCGAAAGGCUGGCUUGACCACUAUCGAUGGGAAACCGGAGUGGUAACACAAUCGCCUAUAGAGUCGGUGUCGCACGAUGACCUGAUUGGCGUUCCAGCGAGCAAGACACACAAUGUGACUUAUUCUGGUUUCCGCGUGGAGCCAUUGCCCGAGCCGGGAAGCCAGUCCAAAACAUACAGCUCACAGCACAAAUACGUACCGCUUCAUGCUCUCCGACCAUUCUUGUACUGGAGAGAGUGUCUGGGAAGCACAGACGAGCAGGACUGGCAUCCGACGGUCAAGCACGCAUUGACGGUUGCGAGCUCUUGGAGCCUGCUUGGGAAGUACAAUUUCACAGGUAGCUGGCCCGAAGCCACACUGUUCUGUCGCGGAGUGUACAUUGGCCCUGAGUUGAUUAUGAUGGGCGACCUGGUUCGCCUCGAGCCUCGCCCAAAAGACAGCCGACAGGAUGCCAUCGUGGAUGUCAUGGUGGUGUCAUCUAUUCGCCUUCGCUUCGUUAAGCUUGAUGAAUCCAGCGACGAUGAUUACGAUGAUGGAGAUCCUUACACGACGUGCCUGCACAUUGCUGGUAAGGUUUGGAGUCUGGAUCCGAAACGCAGCUUUGCGGGAAUUGGUGCUUCGCCCGCCAAGCCAAAUCAACCUGGCUUCCCAUCCGAGCUUGCAGGUUAUGGGAACUGGUUCAAUGUGACUGACCCUUCAAACGAGCGGCAGAAGCUUGAGGUGCCCUACACCAGGGUGCUGGGCCGCUGUCUUGCUAAGGACGCUCUACAUCGCUGGUUUCCAACAUCCGACAAGGGGCUUUCGAAUAAUGGGCAAGUCGCUCGCAGUCAGCCAUUAGAAUUAUCGCAAGGUCUACACAGUAUGCGAGAAGCGCGAGCUUACUCAAGAGCUCAUGACACUCGCAUCGAUCGCGCUAGUGGCCAGUCAUGGUUCUGGGCAGAGACACGCAUAGAACAACUUGACCUGCACGAAAUCAAUGGAAAAUUCGUUGGUUCCAAGGAGGAAGCCCGCGAUAGAAAGCAAGUGAAUGCAUGGCGUCAAGCAUUGAAGGUUCUUGACGGAAAGAAGGGCAGCCUCGAUGAGUAUUUCGCUGCAAAGAGACAGCGCGAGGAGGAAUCGAAGCAGCCAACGAGCAGCGCAUUCGGUAUGAUGGCUUCCGUCGCUCAGGGAGAUAGUGCAACUGAGGGCGAUGCUGCGCAGGGUGAGGACUUGAUGGACGUGGACGAUGAUGCUGCCUCCUCACGUCGUAGAAGCUCGAUGCAGAUGCUAUCGAUGGACGAACACGAAGGCGACGAUGACUCCGUCAUGAUCAUCGAUGACUGACCGGACGCAGGGCAUGAAGGGUAUUACUGAUAUGCGCACUGCCAACACCUUUGCCUGUCCAGCCAUAUUGGGCCUACACUUGCGGCUUGGAUGACUCGGACCUGAAGCAAGAGUAAGUAGAACACAUGAUGGCUUCAUGUCGCUAUGCGAAAGCAGCGCGGCGUUCGAAACCACACUCGAGCCGUGCACGUUCGCCCAUGCCAGCAUCUAUGUCUCACGGAGCAGAGGCAUCGCAGGGCCAUCGAGGUGACAGCGCACACGAGUCAUUCAAGCCAUGUAGAAAUGGAGC
Messenger RNA from Cercospora beticola, 2646 nucleotides. RefSeq lists its product as uncharacterized. Lineage: Eukaryota; Fungi; Ascomycota; Dothideomycetes; Mycosphaerellales; Mycosphaerellaceae. Gene Ontology annotation, cellular component: mating-type region heterochromatin; rDNA heterochromatin; SHREC complex. The record is from RefSeq and is a predicted model, not a curated record. Gene Ontology annotation, biological process: silent mating-type cassette heterochromatin formation.